Messenger RNA from Chelmon rostratus (copperband butterflyfish), 1589 nucleotides. RefSeq names its product peroxisomal trans-2-enoyl-CoA reductase (gene pecr). NCBI's taxonomy places the organism in Eukaryota, Metazoa, Chordata, Actinopteri, Chaetodontiformes, Chaetodontidae. Gene Ontology annotation, cellular component: peroxisome. The transcript has 8 exons. Bases 18 to 914 code for a protein of 298 amino acids. Gene Ontology annotation, molecular function: trans-2-enoyl-CoA reductase (NADPH) activity. The record is from RefSeq and is a predicted model, not a curated record. Gene Ontology annotation, biological process: phytol metabolic process.
AGGGUAAAGAAACAAGUAUGGCGGCGUCCAGUGUUUUCAGGUCGGGCUUGUUCAACCACAAAGUUGCAAUAGUGACGGGUGGAGGGACCGGUAUCGGCAAAGCUAUCUCUGCGGAGCUGCUGGAGCUGGGUUGCAGUGUGGUGAUCUCCAGCAGGAAGGCAGAGAGGUUGGAGGCAGCUGCUCAGGAGAUGAGACAAAAAAUCCCUUCCUCCAGCCCUGCCAGUGUCACUCCUGUACAGUGUAACAUUCGAAACGAGGAUGAGGUGAAGGCCCUCGUAUCGUCUGUGCUGAAGCAGCACGGCAGGAUAGACUUCCUGGUGAACAAUGGAGGAGGUCAGUUCAGCAGCCCAGCAGAGCACAUGUCCUCUAAAGGCUGGAAAGCCGUGAUAGACACCAACCUCACUGGAACCUUUCACUGCUGCCAGGAGGUCUACACCGCAUGGAUGAAACAGCACGGAGGUGUGAUCGUCAACAUCAUCGCUGACAUGUGGAAAGGUUUUCCAGGCAUGGCCCACACAGGAGCAGCGAGGGCAGCAGUGGACAACUUAACAAAGAGCCUGGCCAUCGAGUGGGCAGCCUCAGGAGUGCGAGUCAACUCUGUUGCACCCGGUACAAUCUUUUCCAAAACUGCGAUGGAGAACUACAAGGAGUUUGGGUCCCAUCUCUUCAAGAUGUCUGUUCCGUUCAGCCCUGCAAAGAGGCUGGGAGUACCAGAAGAGAUCUCAUCAGCAGUGUGUUUCCUGCUCUCUCCUGCUGCCUCCUACAUCUCUGGAGCCACCCUGAGGGUUGAUGCAGGACAGAGCCUGUACCACUCCAUGUGGGAGAUACCCAACCACAGCGCAUGGCCUGCAGCUCCAGAGGGGGAGAACCUGGAUGCUCUGAAGGACCUGCUCAACCCACAAAGCAAACUCUAAUCCCCUUUUUGUGGCAUAGUCUGAGCCCAUGCACACACGCACACGCUUGACCAACAAGCAUCAUGGACAUGGAGCUCAGUACAGGCACCACAAGCACUGUCAAAGAGACAUGACACCAUGGUGGCCUUGUUAUAAGAUGAUGUGAUUUAUUAUACAAAUCAUGUAUAUAAUUGUAUGUAAUUAAUAGCAGUGUGAGUUUGUGAGUCGUUUCCUGGAAAUAAGUUGAUACGUCAUAGAAUAUUUUUUUCUAUGCCUUUUGUAAGUCAGUAAAUACACAUUAAGUGCUUUUUAACACAGUUACGACAAAGAAUUCAACAAGUGGAGAUAAAAGUUAUAAACAACAGCAAAUGAAUACAAAACAACAGUGUAAGAGCCAUGAAUGAGUUUGAAGGGAUUUUUCUAGGUGUGUUGGUUGAAAUAUUUGUUUUGUUAUUGUUUAGCUUUGUGUGAUUCUGUUGAUGAGGGAAUAUGUAGGUCAAGUGGAUAUGGGCGGGGAUGUUAAGUUAACAUAAGCACCUGCUCAUCUUUUUUUUGGAGUGUGUGGCUAGAGAGUGAGGGAGGGUGAGCAGGGUCGCUGUAUUUUUUGUUGACCGCUAUUUCCUUUGAUCACUGUGAUCACUUUAAUUAUGCGUUUGUACACGAUAUAAUAAGUUGAUCAUUCUUUUCCGUAAAUAA